This is a messenger RNA of Hyla sarda, 2841 nucleotides long. It is a transcript of the gene NOM1, whose product is annotated as nucleolar protein with MIF4G domain 1. Lineage: Eukaryota; Metazoa; Chordata; Amphibia; Anura; Hylidae. The transcript has 11 exons. Gene Ontology annotation, cellular component: nucleolus. Gene Ontology annotation, molecular function: RNA binding; protein binding. The coding region runs from base 242 to 2758 and encodes 838 amino acids. Gene Ontology annotation, biological process: ribosomal small subunit biogenesis. The record is from RefSeq and is a predicted model, not a curated record.
CAACAACAACAUUUUAAAGCAUUCAAAGCGUUUUCUCAAGCAAUGUUCCCAACAUUUGUUCCCAGUGCAGGAUUUCGAGAGUUCUGCGUGUGAUUCUCCUUUUUUAACACUAGGUGGCGCAGUGCAGUACACAGCCGCUGUAGAAUCAGUAUCUCUCUCUAUCUACCGGAAGUAGCUCGUUUUCCGCAGUAUGGCGGCGCCCAUGCCCAACGUGGGUGAUGUGUUUGUGUAACUAACGGGGAUGAAGCGUAAGAACCCGGGUCGGGCUGGGCCCGAGCAGAUCAAGAAGAUCCAGCUCUCCGUGCAGCAGUAUGUAGAGAAAGCGGAGGGCGGCGGGGGGUUGGAUACUGAGAUUCGUGGUCCUAUAAGAUUCCCGGGGACUAGAGGCAGACUGAAGAACCGUAAGGAGCUGAGGAAGGAGAAGAGGCUUUCCAAGAAGAUCAGAAGGAAAGUCUACUAUGAGAGGAAGUUCUCAGGGAAACAAGGAGCCCAGGGGGCUUCAGGCGAUGAUCAGGGGGGAUCUAAGGCCAGUCACCCCCCUGCGAAGAAGACCCCAGCCCCCCCACCAUCAGCCCCUGGGCAGGAGGGCAAGAAGAGUCGCCAGGUGAUAGCCAAGCAGCCAGGGUCCAAGAAGAAGAAGAAGCUGAGCAAGGAGGAGGCCAGGAAGAAGGCUCUGCUGGAGGCUAAUGAGAGGGAGGAAAAGGAGAUCAAGAGGCUGGAGAAGAGUCUGAGGAUGAACAAGAAGAAGAACAAGAAGAGCUCCUUACCCCAGGCCUUCGCCCAAGAUGGGCUGGAUUAUAUUCUGGGGGCCCUGGAGCCAGGAGGCGCUACCUUUGGGCUCUAUGAUGAUGAGGAAGAGGAGGCGAACACUGCGGAUAAACUGCACAGACUGUCUGAACAGGUGGACGAGGAAAAGUCAGAGGAGAACAGCGAGGAGGAAGAGUCCGAGAUGGGUGAUGACAGCGAUGGAGGAGACGACGUGGAGGGAGAUCAUGGAGAAAAAGGUUCCUCAGAGGCAGAACUGUCUGAGGAGGAGGUGGCCAUGGAGCAGGAACAGGAGGAGUUGGGAGAAGAUGAUGCUCAAGAGGAUGAGGAUGAUCAGUCAGAAGGGGCCUCCCAGGGCUCAGAUGAUGAUGAUGAUGAUGUGGAGAAAUCAGAUACCAAGACUUCUCCCGAUCAGGACAAGUAUGUUCCUCCCCAUCUCAGACAAUCUGCUGCUGCUGCAGAGGCAAAGAAGAGAGAAGAGCUUGAGAGGCUAAGGAAGAGUGUGAAGGGUCUGAUGAACAGACUGAGCGAACCGAACAUGGCCUCUAUUAGCGGGCAACUGGAAGAACUCUACAUGACCAACAGCAGAAAGGACAUGAAUGACACAGUAUCCAAUGUUCUCCUCAAUGCCUGCAUCACUCCAGCUAAAAUGCCAGACCGACUUAUGAUGGAGCACGUACUUCUCAUCAGUAUAUUGCACCACACUGUGGGGAUCGAGGUGGGGGCGCACAUCCUGGAGACGGUGGUGAAGCAGUUCCAUGACCAAUACGAAGAGAUCACAGACAGUAAAGAGUGCGAUAACCUGAUCACCUUCAUUGGACACCUGUACAACUUCCACAUCAUAGACUCCCGCCUGGUGUUCGAUAUACUAAAGAUGAUGGUGUCCACAUUCACAGAGAGAAACAUAGAGCUCAUCCUGCUGCUGCUGAAGAAUGUUGGCUUCUCUCUACGGAAAGACGAUGCCCUAGCUCUAAAGGAACUGAUCUGUGAGGCUCAAAACAAAGCCAGCGCUGUGGAUAAGAAGUUUCAGGAUCAGUCUCGAGUCCGGUUUAUGUUGGAGAUCAUGUUGGCGUUAAAGAACAAUGAUAUGCGCAAGAUACCAGGUUACGACCCCGAACCAGUGGAGAAACUACGGAAAGUUCAACGAUCAUUGGUUCAUAACAGUGCAUCCGGAAGUGACACUCGUCUCCGUGUAUCUCUGGAGAACAUUCUGGAAGCUGACAAGGUCGGUCGCUGGUGGAUUGUCGGAUCAUCAUGGAGUGGAGCGCCAAUGAUUGGACAGUCCUCAUCCACUGCAUCGGCACCAGCGGUUGGAAAGGUCAGCGCAAAGAUCAUGGACCUGGCUCGAAAACAGCGAAUGAACACAGACAUUAGGAGAAAUGUCUUCUGCGUUGUCAUGACCAGUGAAGAUUAUUUGGAUGCUUUUGAGAAGCUGCUGAAGUUAGGCCUGAAAGAUCAUCAAGAAAGAGAAAUUGUCCAUGUUCUCAUUGACUGUUGUCUGCAAGAGAAAAACUACAACCCAUUCUAUGCCUUCCUGUCCAGCAAGUUCUGCGAAUAUGAUAGAAGGUUCCAGAUGACGUUCCAAUUCAGUAUGUGGGAUAAAUUCCGUGACUUGGGAAGCUUGUCAGCAUCUACAUUCUCAAACCUCACUCUUUUUCUGAGUCACCUGCUAAAAAGCAAAUCUCUACCACUCUCUAUAUUUAAAGUCAUAGAGUUCAGUGAAUUGGAUAAGACUAAAGUCUCCUUCCUGCGUCAAGUUCUCUUCAAGCUACUGAUGGAUUGUGAAUCUGACGAUCUCGCUGUCUUAUUUGGAAAGAUCUCUGACAACCCCAAGCUGGGAAUGCUUCGAGAGGGCUUAAAACUCUUCAUUUCGCAUUUCUUGCUGAAGAACAUCCGGGCACAGAAGACGCCGGAGGAAGCAGAAUUGCUCACCCAAAAAGCAGACUUAGCAGUUAAAGCUCUGCAGGCUAAGGAGAGCAAGCUACGCCUAUAGAAGACAAAGCGUAUUGAGAAAACUACACAAUCUGGAUUCUCGGUGUGCCUAAACCAGUGUUUCCCAACCAGGGUGCCUCCAGC